Molecule: messenger RNA, 2406 nt
Organism: Aspergillus caelatus
Lineage: Eukaryota; Fungi; Ascomycota; Eurotiomycetes; Eurotiales; Aspergillaceae
Product: beta-glucosidase
Exons: 3
Coding region: 1-2406 (801 amino acids)
Biological process (GO): glucan catabolic process
Molecular function (GO): beta-glucosidase activity
Source: RefSeq, a predicted model, not a curated record
AUGAAGCAGUUCGCAAUCGUUUUCGUGGUACUGGCAUUAUGCCAAACCCCUGCUGCUAAGGCAGCGACUGGCUAUACGUCGCCACAGGUCUUUCCUUCUCCAAACGCAACUGGUGAUGGUGGUUGGUCCGAAGCCUAUCACAAAGCUGAAGAGCUUAUAUCCAAGUUAAGCGUGGAACAGAAGGUGUCUUUAGUCACUGGAACCAUUUUCGGUGGCAGUGGUUGUGUCGGAAAUAUCAACCCUAUUGACUCGGCUGGCUUCAAAGGAUUAUGUCUGCAAGAUGGCCCUCUGUCUGUCCGCACCGCAGAUCUAGCCAGCACAUUCCCAGCAGGUGUCACAGUGGCAGCCAGCUGGGAUAGAGAGCUGAUGUACGCUCGUGGAAAAGCACUCGGUGCGGAGUUUCGUGGGAAGGGAGCCCAUUUGAUCAACGGCCCCGUUGCAGGACCCUUGGGGAGACAUCCUAUGGGCGGUCGGAACUGGGAAGGCUUCUCCCCCGACCCUUAUUUGACUGGUGUGGCCAUGAACUCUACCAUCCGAGGCACCCAAGACAUGGGGGUACAAGCUUGUGCAAAGCACAUUAUUGGAAACGAACAGGAGACCCAGCGGACUAAUUCCUUCUCUCCAAACGGCACCGAGGUUGCUGCUAUCUCCUCUAAUAUUGAUGACCGCACGAUGCACGAGCUCUACCUCUGGCCAUUUGCUGAUGCUGUGAAGAGUGGAGUGGCUUCUGUGAUGUGCGCCUACAACCGAAUCAAUGGAACUUAUUCCUGUGAAAAUUCCAAGCUCCUGAACGGACUUCUGAAAUCAGAGCUCGGCUUCCAAGGAUACGUGAUUUCGGACUGGUUCUCCAUGCAUUCCGGGGCCCCGUCUGCCCUGGCAGGGCUUGAUAUGAACAUGCCGGGUGUGAUAAGGAUCGAGGACAUGCUAUCAGGCAACAGCUAUUGGGGAAAGAAUCUCACGCGCGCCGUCGGCAACCAUUCUGUUCCGGAGAGCCGACUAAACGACAUGACGCGUCGAAUUCUGACUCCUUAUUUCUAUCUCGGCCAGGACAAAGACUAUCCCAGUGUGGACCCCUCUAGCUUUCAUGUACUCAUCAAGUCCUAUGGCCUUGAACCCAGUCAGUUUGGCCUGCCGCGAGCGCCCCCCGCAAGGGAUGUGAGAGGGAAUCAUAAAGCCCUUAUCCGGCAGCUUGGUGCUGCAGGGAUCGUACUGUUGAAGAACACAAACUCCGCCCUGCCUUUGAAAAAGCCGCAAAAUAUUGGCAUCUUUGGCUAUGAUGCCGCCGACGUCGCCGAUGGUGUUAACUACCAGGGAAAUAUCAUUGAUGCUCUUGGGCCCUUAACUCCGCACACUGGCUUCACAGUGGGCACUCUGUCGGUAGGAGGUGGCUCGGGAUCUGCCCGGAACCCCUACGUGGUUUCUCCACUGCAGGCAAUCCGUGAUCGCUCGGACGCGCGCCUCCAGUAUAUCCUGAAUAACGAGUUUAUCAUUGAAAGUGGUAUUGCUACGCUCUAUCCAGACCCCGACGUCUGCUUGGUCUUCCUCAAGACAUGGUCUGAAGAAGGCAGGGACCGUUUGUCGUUCGAGAAUGACUACAACUCCACCCAACUUGUCGAGAAGGUUGCCUCUUCCUGCCCUAACACGGUCGUUAUAACCCACUCCUCAGGAGUCAAUACACUUCCGUGGGCCCAUAAUACCAAUGUGACGGCCAUCCUUGCUGCGCACUACCCAGGCCAGGAGAGCGGAAACUCGAUCGUGGACGUCCUCUUUGGAGACGUGAACCCGUCUGGACGACUGCCCUACACGAUUCCGGUGCACGAGAGCGACUACGACUUUCCCAUUGUCAAUAUCACCGGACCUGCCGCUUACGACACGGCGGCGUGGCAGUCCGACUUCACUGAGGGACUGAUGAUCGACUACCGCCACUUUGACGCCAUGAAUAUAAAGCCUCUGUACGAGUUUGGUUUCGGUUUGAGCUAUACGACUUUCGACUUCGAAGGGGAAUUGGAAGCCAAAAGCGUCAAGUCCAUUUUGUCCCAGUUUCCAAACUCCACUACUCGGAUCGCACCAGGCGGAAACCCCGAUCUGUACACGGAGCUCUUCACUGCUACGACUACUGUUCGUAAUACGGGCAAGGUGGACGGAGAUUCUGUCGUGCAGCUCUAUGUCUCGUUUGAAGCUGCUCGGGUGCCAGAGGGAACACCCAAGAAGGUCCUGCGAGGGUUCGAGAAAGUGCAUCUCAAAGCAGGGGAGGAGGCGCAGGUGCAAUUCCAGCUGACCCGGCGAGACCUCAGCUUCUGGAACACCACUGCACAGAAUUGGCAGAUCCCUGCUGGUGACGCGCACGUCAUGCUGGGAUUCAGUUCGCGGGACAUUCGCCAGAAGACAGACAUCAAACUACUGUAA